AUCCACCAUGCUAUCCUUUCUGCGCGCUCAACCCCCUCCCCGAAUCAACCGGGCCUCCCAAAACCCCAUUGUGUAUGAAAAUGGCCGCUCCUCCGUCUCCUUCUACGCCUCGCACGAGGACUACGUCUUCCGCACGACCCUGCCACCACGCGACAACGACAUCUCCAUCAUGGAGCCCCCCUUCCACUAUCACAUCCACCAAACCGAGACCUUCCGCGUCGUAAUGGGCAGCAUGAACCUGUACAAAGGCGUGGACCCGAAACCCUGGAAACAGCUGACGGCUACCACUACCACCACCAACGACGACGCUGGAAACCAUCAACCCACCGCGACGAUCCCGCCCAAGACGUACCACCGCCUGCAAAACGCCUCCGCCACCGAGGAACUCGUCUUCGACGUCAGGCUUUCCCCCGUGGACUACGAGGUCGAGGAGCGCUUCUUUCGCAAUUUCUUCGGGUACCUGGACGACUGCAAGAUCGCCCAGCAGGCGCCGAGCCUGUUCCAGCUGAUGGUGUUCCUGCAUGCGGCGGAUAUCCCGCUCGCGUUGCCGUUGCCGUGGCAUGGGCUGGGAGUGAUUGUGAGUCGGGUGUUCACGAUUGUGGUGGCGGCGUGGGGCAGGUGGAUGCUUGGGUAUCAGGUUUCGUAUCCUGAGUAUUAUCAGGGGAAGAAGGGUUUAUAAGGAGAGGCCGUGCUUUGUGAAGAGGGGUUGGGCUGUGUCAGAUGCAAUGUGUAAUUGAUCAUACUUGUUAUUUGCGGGUGGCCUAGCUGGAGUUCUUCUGAAUAUGUUUUCCUUUGGGUCUGUGGAUAUAGUGCUGUGGGGGAGAGUGUAUGAAAUGCUGUCUGAGUCUUGUCACAGAAACUGCUGAGUCCCAUCAUGCGAGACGAAGGUGCCGCCGUUUCCGUUCUGAACACUAGCUCUGUGCAUCACUGAGAGCACGUCUCGCUCGGCUGCUUCGGGGGUACUGGGGCCGCGGAAAUGCGGGGCGUACUCGCGAAAAGCCGUGAGCAUGCCUGCCAGGCCUCGCAUUUGCUCGGGAGUCG
Aspergillus aculeatinus CBS 121060 is the source of this 1041-nucleotide messenger RNA. RefSeq lists its product as uncharacterized. The record is from RefSeq and is a predicted model, not a curated record. Bases 8 to 679 code for a protein of 223 amino acids. Lineage: Eukaryota; Fungi; Ascomycota; Eurotiomycetes; Eurotiales; Aspergillaceae. The transcript has a single exon.